ACCUUUCCGGGUCUUCGGGAUAGCUCGGGGGUAUAGAUAGAAAAUGAGGACCCUGGGGUGCACCGAGCGUCCCGCACCCCAGAGGCUGGUUGAAGUACACUGAUGGGGACUUGUUUUGAUUCUCGGGAGCCUAAGUGUUUUUGGAUGGCGCUGUGUCUGAGGACUCCGGCUGCUCUGAUAAUAGCCUGAGAAGACGGCAUGCUGUUCCUUCCCAGCGCCAAGCCGGAUCCGUUCUGAACCUUGGAUCUCAGUCCUUCAUGGAGACCAGCUCCCGGCAGGAAAUUGGCACCCAGAUGGUUCCUCCAUGUGAAGUUGUCUCUGGCUGCGGGCUGACUGGAGGACACCUGGUGGCCAGGCCAGCCCUUUCUCAGUCAUCCGGGACAGGGCAGCAUGGUGCGGAUUCAGAGGCGGAAGCUUCUGGCGUCUUGCCUGUGCAUGACGGCUACUGUCUUUCUGAUGGUCACACUGCAGGUCGUGGUUGAGCUUGGAAGAUUUGAAAGGAGGAAGUUUAGAAAUUCCAAUUUGCAAGAUGGACAUAAAAGAGUGGAGGAAGAGCCUCACCGUCUCAACCCAUUUCCUGAAAAGGAGGUCCUAGCCUUGGGUGUGAAGAACACAGUAGACGUUGGGAGCUACCCCAUUGUGCUGUGGUGGUCCCCACUGACAGGGGAGACUGGCAGGCUGGGCCAGUGUGGGGCAGACGCUUGCUACUUCACCGUCAACCGGACCUUCCAGCAGCAUCACAUGACCAAGGCCUUCCUCUUCUAUGGUACUGACUUUAACAUAGACAGCUUACCUCUGCCUCGGAGAGCCCAUCAUGACUGGGCCCUUUUCCACGAAGAGUCCCCCAAAAACAACUAUAAGCUCUUCCACGAGCCAGUCAUCACCUUAUUCAACCACACAGCCACCUUCAGCAGGCAUUCCCACCUGCCGCUGACCACCCAGUACUUGGAGGAUGCGGAAGUCCUGAAGUCACGCCGAUACCUAGUUCCUUUGCAGUUGAAAAACAACCUGAGACAAAGACUUGCUCCUCUGGUGUACGUGCAGUCCGACUGUGAUCCACCGUCAGACAGGGACAGCUAUGUUCGGGAGCUGAUGGCUUACAUCGAAGUCGACUCCUACGGUGAGUGUUUGCGGAACAAAGAGCUUCCUCAGCAGCUGAAAAACCCAGCCUCCAUGGACGCCGAUGGCUUCUACAGAAUCAUCGCCCAGUAUAAGUUCAUCCUGGCGUUCGAGAAUGCAGUCUGUGAUGAUUACAUCACAGAGAAGUUCUGGAGACCGCUGAAACUGGGGGUCGUGCCCGUGUAUUAUGGGUCUCCCACCAUCGCAGACUGGCUGCCAAGUAACAGAAGCGCCAUUCUUGUUUCGGAAUUUUCUCACCCCAGAGAAUUGGCGAAUUUCAUAAGGCAGCUGGAUUAUGAUGACCGCUCGUAUGAGGCCUAUGUAGAGUGGAAACUCAAGGGCGAGAUCUCUAAUGAGCGACUUCUGACAGCUCUCCGGGAACGGAAGUGGGGAGUGCAAGACAUCAACCAGGACAACUACAUUGAUACUUUUGAGUGUAUGGUGUGCCACAGGGUGUGGGAAAACAGUAGGCUACAAGAGCAGGGCUUGCCACCCAAACAAUGGAGGGCAGACGUUAGCCACCUGAGUUGCCCAGAGCCUGCCCUGUUCACCUUCGCAUCUCCAGCCGUGCCGGCCCUGCGUGGGAGAUCGUUGAGAGAGCUGUGGCUCCCCAGCUUCCAGCAGUCUAAGAGAGAAGCCCAGGCCCUACGGUGGCUGGUGGAUAGAAAUCAAAACUUUUCAUCUGAAGAGUUUUGGGCCCUGGUCUUCAAGGACUAGUUUUACAUGGUACUAGAAUGACAGAAUUAGACUAAUUUUCUUGGAUGCCUUAAUAUUUGGAGAUAAUAGCUAUUCCAUUGAGUAUCUUUUAGAACAAGAAUUAAUUGUAGCCAUUUUCACAAAGAGCCCUGUCAGAUAAUAGCUGUGAAUUACUUUUAGAGGUUGCCUCUAUAUUUUUAUACUAAAAAAAUAUUAGAUUUUUUUUGAGUGGACAUUGGUUGUCUUCAGUCUCUACGUUUGGACCCAUGUGCUCGCCGUCUUCUGUGGAGACUGACCCAAGGUCAAGUGCUCUCCUGGCUGCAGAUCUAGCUGUGGAAGUUUGAUACUCACCUCCCUGUCAGCAGCUCGUUGGUGUUUGGCAAGCCUGGUUUCUUGGUGCAGAGAAUGAAUGAAGCGCAUUAGAACUUGGCAAUGAGAGGUUCCAUCUGCUCUCAGGGAUGGGAGUAAGAAAAGCUGUGUCAGGCAUCUCUGUCCUCCCAGUCUAAAGGACACAUCUUCCUUCGUCUUACACCCCCAAGCCACCUCACGAGCGAAGGGGCUCUAGUUGGCCCAAGCAUGGCACUCAUGGCUCAGGCAGGCCUUUCCCUUCCCCCGUUCCCUCCGUCUUGCUAAACUGUUAGGUUAUGUUUGUAAAGCUAGCCGCCAAGGGCUGGUCCCUUAUUUGGCCACUUCAUGCCCCUGAGGAUGACCACCAAGGCUCAGUUAUCGAAGUUUUAAAGUCCAACAAUCAAAAGCCUCCUUUUCGCUGCCCUAAUUAACAUGCUCAAUCAGAGUUAAACAUCUCGUUCUAACAUAGUUGUCCCCCCUUUUUCUUUACCAUUUACCUGUGGGUCUCCUCUCUAUCGAGAGGCAGUCUGUCCCACUGUGGCAAAUGUCCCUU
Molecule: messenger RNA, 2716 nt
Organism: Arvicola amphibius (Eurasian water vole)
Lineage: Eukaryota; Metazoa; Chordata; Mammalia; Rodentia; Cricetidae
Gene: Pofut3
Product: fucosyltransferase 10
Exons: 5
Coding region: 391-1836 (481 amino acids)
Cellular component (GO): Golgi membrane
Molecular function (GO): alpha-(1->3)-fucosyltransferase activity
Source: RefSeq, a predicted model, not a curated record